Molecule: messenger RNA, 1074 nt
Organism: Phaedon cochleariae (mustard beetle)
Lineage: Eukaryota; Metazoa; Arthropoda; Insecta; Coleoptera; Chrysomelidae
Source: the annotation of a GenBank genome assembly
AAAAUAUUUACGUAAAUAUUUUGUUUGGUGGAUCGUGAACAGAAAUUCGAUUUUGAAAUGAAUCCACUUUACGAGUUUAUCCAAAGAAACCGGGUGAUAGCUUUGGUAGAGAAAGCUCAGCGCUCGGAUAGUUGUAAGUUGUCCCUGGAUGAUUUUGACUUGUCCAGCUUUCCAGAUGUUCUCCUAAAUUAUCAAGGUUUGCAUCUCCAAUCACUCAACAUUGGACACAAUAAUAUAAGAGAUCUACCCAAGGAUGUGCCUUCAUUGAAAAACUUGCAACACUUGUCACUGGAGUAUAACAAUUUAGAGAAGUUUCCUGAAGUUUUGCAAAACUUAACACAACUGAUAACCUUGAAUAUUAGCCACAAUCCAAUAAAGGAUUUAACCCCAGAUAUAGGCUCUUUAGUGUCCCUAGAAAUAUUAUGGUGCAAUAGUUGUUGCUUGACAAGAUUACCUAGGUCUAUAGGAAAUUUAGUGAAACUUGAAACAUUUGGGGCUAGGCAUAAUAAAAUUACCAGGCUUCCUGAUGAAAUUUGUAAUCUGACUAAUUUAAGAUGGUUUACAAUGGAAGAUAAUGCUCUCCAAAAUCUCCCAAGCAAUUUCCAUAAACUACAGUUACUGAAACAUUUGAAUUUGAACAAGAAUUUGUUCAGUCAUAUUCCUUUCAAAAUAUCUGAAAUAAGGUCUCUAAAAUACCUUCAUCUUCAAAAUAACCAGUUUUUUGUUUUACCAGAGAGUACUAUGUUUGCUAUGCCACAUGCAAAAAUUAAUUUACAAAAUAAUCCUCUCCAAGUGCCAGCAAAUCUCCAGGCAAAUCUGGUUUAUGCAAAUGUGGUCAUAACUGGAAAAGAGAAUGAAGUAGUGGAUAUGUAUGAGGGAUUUGAAUCAGACUCCAGUUCUGAAGAUUGGGACAACAGUGUGGACAGUUCAGAUUUGAAUUAUUCAGAUACAGAAUCUGAAAACGAAAAUGAUCAUGAGGAAAUUAUGUCACAUGCUCCAAUGUUGUCAAAAUUUCUCAUUACAUGAACUUUUAUCCUGUAUAUAUUUCAUUAAAGUUUUAUUUGUUUCAAAGUU